Molecule: messenger RNA, 1149 nt
Organism: Aureobasidium vineae
Lineage: Eukaryota; Fungi; Ascomycota; Dothideomycetes; Dothideales; Saccotheciaceae
Source: the annotation of a GenBank genome assembly
ACCCCAGAACUAGCAGCUAAUGCCUAUACCAGAUGGAGCGGCAAUGGCAAGCCGAUCGCCCUUUGGCUAGACUGUGAUACCGGACACGAUUUUAAAUCNGAUGCCUUCGCGAUUCUUCUAGCUGCUCAUUGCCCGGCUUUGAGACUGUUGGGAAUCAGCACUAUCUAUGGCAAUGCUCCUCUGGUCAAGACGACACAAAACACUAGGUCUAUCUUGAGGGCGAUUGGCAGAGAAGAUGUGCCUGUGUAUGCUGGUGCUAGCAAGCCUUUUUGCCGUCCUGCUGCUUCUGCUCCCGAUAUCCAUGAUGGCACUACUGUUCUGCCUGAGCCUGGCGCACCGGAACGUACGGACAUGUCUGCAGUGUUGGCCAUGUACAAGGCUCUUAUAGCAGAACCACCAAAGACGGCAUGGCUCGUUGCAACCGGUUGUCUCACAAAUGCUGCGUUGCUAUUCAGCACUUUCCCUGAUGUGGUUGAUCAUAUCGCUGGGCUGACCAUCAUGGGAGGCGCCGUUGGAGGCGGGUUCACAAAUGCACCCAUGGGGUCACUUGAAGGCGAGGGAGAACGUUUUGGCAACUGGACAUUUUGGGCAGAAUUCAACAUCUACAUCGACCCGGAAUCCGCGCAAUCUAUUUUCAGCAACCCCGUGCUUGCCGCAAAGACCACAAUCGCUCCAUUGGAUCUGACGCAUCAAAUGAUUUGCCAAGAAUUGCUCUAUGGGUUUGACAAGGAAGUGGAUGGUUCGGAGGCCUCGAUUCUUCGCGUCCUGUUCAACCAGAUCCUCACCUUCUUUGCAAGUACAUACGCAGAUGUGUUUGGACUGACAGAAGGACCCCCGCUACACGAUCCUCUAGCCGUCGCGAUGUGCUUCGUCCCAGACCUCUUUGAUGACAAAGGAGGAGAAAGAUUUGCCAUUAAGGUUGUCAUUGACGGCGAACACGGUGUUGACGAGAUUGCAAGAACGACAUCUCAGUGUGGUCGUACCAUUCUGACACCGUUGAAGGCCGGCGAGGCCGGUGUACGUGUGCCUAGAGGCUUGGAUGCAGGACUCAUUUGGAGAAUUCUGGACUUGUGCUUGAAGCAGGCAGAGGGCGAGAAGCCCAAGACUAUGGCCAUGUCGGCACUGUGGAGCGUUUCCGAAGACCUGUAG